AUGGUGACCUAUCUCGCUCCUUUUUACAACGAAACGGACGACUUCCUGUGAGUAUCAUAACCCAAGCUAUUUAUUUCAACUCGUGUUAUUUGUGCGCAUUUCUCAUUUUUAAAAUUUAGAGUGACGACAUAACGCAGAGAGGAUUGUUUCGGAUGAGUAUGAUGCUAGGCAACUAAUUGGUUUUCUUCACUUAUUUCAUACAUUUUUGAAAAUUUUUUAGAAGCUUAUUCUCCCUUGUCUCGGUGAUGCAGUCGAGUUACACCGGUAGCAAUAUAAGCUGUCUUGGAAAAAUUUUGUUAUAGAGCAAUGAGAAGGGUACGGUUUGUUUGAUUUUACAUAAUAUUUCGACUGACAUUUUAGAAUUCAAAUUUUUGCGUAAGCUGAGCUUUUUAUUUGAAUAAUCUGGCCUUAAAAUUCUGCCCAUUUCUCCCCCCUUCUCUAGUAUACGCUGUGUCACUUUUUUCCCUACAAUCUUGAAUUCUAUACUAGAAAUGCUGUCGGAACCAUAUUCUCUACAAUCUUCGAAGCGAAGAUCUUUUGAUAUUUCAAAACCCAAAUUAAGAGCUCUGUCACUUUUGUAGAAAAUCCUGACACUUCUCUUUGUAUAUAUUGGACUGCAUCAAAUCAUGAACGAUCCGAUCUGAGCAACACAACUGAUAUUGCUAAGAAAAGAUUUGAAAAUUAAUAAUUGAAAAUUACAAUUUAAAAAAAUUGGUGUUUCCUAACAUGAGGAACUUGGUUUACAAGUGCUCACCAUCUGAUAAUAGAUAGCAGUGCCUAAAUGCAACGAAACAUUGUCUUUGAAAGCAAACCUUAAUUAAUCAGCAAAAAAGCUUUGAAAAAUUCUGAGUUGAAUAAACAAGUUGUUAUUCAUGUCCUAUAUUCCAUGAACUACGUAAAUACGAUGUACUGCGAUUGGUAGACUGGACGCAAACAUGACACGAAUAUAUAUAUAUAUAUUUUUUUUAAUAUGGCAGUGUAUGUUUAAAAACAUGGCGUGCUCCAAUUAAUUGGAUAAAAGGUUGUACUUUUCAUCACAAUGAAAAAUUAGUAAAGACUGUUCAAAUAUAAGCUAUUGUUUGCUGGGCGUUAAAGCAAGUACAGUAAUCCUUAUUCUUGCAUUGAGAAUGACUUCACCAUUUGUUAAGACUUCCGAUUUUUUUUCUUAAUUUAGAGACAUCGACUGAUGACUAUAAGAAGUCAGCGCUCACAAGUUUGGCACUUUGUCGUUUAAAGUCAUUAUGAAAAUGAUGUACUUUCCAUGAUUACUUACAUUUCCUCUCACCAUCAUUAGAUAUCAAAACAAAUUAUCAACCGAGCUUUGCCUAAAGAUAGAACACCUACUCGGCGUGGUGAUAUUGACGCCAAUAGUCUAUAUCACAAGAUAUAUAUACGAGGAAAUUUCUUGAGAUCAAAGAUUAUUCAAGUUUAUGUUUCUCUUCUCGUGAGUGUUUAUCUGAGAAAAAGAAAACCACACACCCAAUGAUGCACACAAAUACAAAAAAAAAAAUGGAAAAAAAAAGAGAGAAACGAAAAACACGCGAAGGAACACAGUGAGAUAAAAUGAACAAUAUUUGUUAUCCUGGUUUCCGUUGACACCUGCUGUCACGUCAAAUUGUAAAUAUACAAAUAUUGCCUUACAUUUUUCUACAACUGGCGAAGAAACCAUAUUUGUAUUUAUCUCGAAAGUAAACUAGUGUUAUCCCACCAGUUAAAAACUACCACUCAAAAUCGAUCCUUUAGGUAAAAUGCAACAUUUCAUGCUGCUAGCACUACACAUGCUCCCAAUCAUUGUCACAUUGUACCAAAACAUUAUAUUUAGCUGGAGGUCAGUACGAAAUAGCAAUAUAGAUAUGGACAGGUUUAAGUGCGUUUAAGACCUUGAAAAGAGCGGUUAAGACGAAAAAUUUAUAAAUUAGAAAAUUAGAAAUAAAAAAAAUUUAUAAAAAUUAUACGAGCAUAUGCAUUAAGAGCGCUUUUCAAUUAAGUGUCUUAAUACUAAAGCCAAAGUUGUAAUAAUAAUGACCAAUCAGAGCAGAGGAAAAAACCGUCAAUGAGAACUCAAAGUAAAACGAACUAAACUAUCAGGAAAACGCGCGCAACCAAGUCGUGAUUGGUUUAAGUUUUACUUCUGAUUGGUCACCAGUCGGGAGUAAAAGAGGGUAGCGAAUAUUUCUGGACCAAUCACACAGCGAGGUGAAGCAAAACCAAUUCAAUUCAGGAUUACUUUCAGUAUUCAAUUGAAAAUUGCUCAACAUAAUAAUUUUGUUUGUUACAUGUUAUUUAUUUUUUUCCUUUUCCUUAAAACGAAUAUUUCUUAACGAAAAAAAAGGAACAAAAAGACGUAUACCUUUCAAUCCAAUUGGUUUCACGGUAUAAUUUAAUCGACAGAAAGACCACUUCAAUCCUACAGACUCAACUACUUCAACGAGAAUUGCAAUAUUCUUAAGAAAGAGCGAAUCCUAAAGGCAGUACGGUAAUUAUCCUCAACAAACUUAAGCCCAUUACAAUCUAUUUCUUAGCUCACCACUGACACAAACACACAUUUGUCUCCAAAGUUCCUCGAAAUGAACAGUCUUCUACGGUAGCUCUCUCUCGGUAUAGCUUUCCCAACCGUAAGUCACUCCCGACAACAACAACAACUACUACUUCUACACAACUGAGUUCUUAUAUACACUCACAAAGUAUUCUACAUGAAAGUUUACAACACCACUAUUUUGGUAGUAUUACAUCACGACUACAAGACCUAAUGGAAUGCUCCAGAAAGUUCAAUGGUAUGCAUGUCAGCUUGGCUGAGAAUUCUAGAAAGUUCUACAUAUUUAUCUUACGGGUAUUAUCAAUAGCAUUGAUGUCUCUAAUCUCUGUUUUAUGGUUGCUAGAGGUGUGGUCAGUAUCGAUGUGGUACUUAGCGACAUUGACAUUAACCAGUGUGACGAGCAGGAGUCCUCUGAAUCUGGUGAAGGAGAGGGGAAAGGACUCGGAUAUGCAUCUGAUAAUUUAAUGGAAUUCAUGGGUACUCAUCUCUGCAAGAAAUCAACAGAGGUAAAAGUCAUAUUUCUAGAAAGGUAAAAAGAAUGUAAGCAAACCAUUUAGCUCUGGUUUAUAUGAAGUAAGGAACGAUUUUGAUGGUAAUCGUUUGCCUGAGUUUAAAUGAGGGAGGCCUCUUAGCCUUACACCGUGAAGUUAUUGACUUUAAGACCCAUGUAGCAUUCUCCAAUUGUCUUUGGUCAGUUCUGAUCCGUCAAGAAGUUAAUUUCGUGGUUUGUAAGGUGUGGGUAGUAAUGAAAUUUGUUGAGAGGAGAAUGUUCUAAGUUGAUACCAAUAGCUUUCAGAAGCACCCUACGGAGUAAGUUGGAAAUGCAGCGGCCUGAAAUUAGCGCACUGGACUUCGAGUCGAGAUCGAGGUCAGGAUUCGAGAAUUGGCCAGGUAGUUGCGUUUUGUUCUUGGACAACAGUGCUUCUCUCUACCUGGGAGUAAAGAUGAGUAGCAGUAAAUUAGUAGGAAUACCUAAAGAAAAACAAUCCAUAGGGACAGAUUAUGGAGUGGCAUUCAAUGAUAGAAGAGUAGGCAAACUCCUUGCCGCCUCAAGCGACGGAAACCGGGAUAGGCUCUGACCGGCGUGAGGCAUUUGGCUCACGAGUACACCUUUAUUUUUACCUCUGUAUAAUGCUAGUAAGAUAAACAGUUCUAGAUUGACCAAGAGAACAUAAACUGGGGAUGGGAAUAAGUUCUCUCCGUUUAUAUUCUCUUGGAUUGAUCUAAUACGAUCACUGACUGUGAUGGACAAGUACACGAAAAGAAAACUGCAUCUUGGUAACGGCCACCGCUCUUAUUGUGUUUCUUGAACAGUGUCAAGCAAUCCACAAUCAAGGAUUCAAGCGAGGGAGCUACAUAUGUACAUGUAAGCGAGGCUUUUACUUCCCUGACAGUCAGGCGUCUGUAAAGGCUUUUAACGGAACCCUCAUUGAGCUCCAACACGAUCGAUAUCUACAAGGCGACCCAAACUCUUACGAAGAGGACUUCGAAUGCAUUCGUUGCAGUGUUGGAUGCGACGAGUGUGUUGACGACAAACCAUGCGUUUACAGCUCUAACAGCUAUAUCCGUUUACCGCUGUUUUUUCUGAAUGCAUUCGUUAUGUGUGUGGCUGUAGCAUUUGCUGUAUGCGUGGGAAUACACUGGAAUAAUAAGGUAUGCUAAAUUUACUAUUCUCCAUUUGGAGAAGCAGACAGAUUGUGUGUAGCAGCAUAGAAACAAGCAUAUCGUGACACCAAAUGAUUGGAUGCCAUCACAGCGCAAGCAAGUGUAACAAAACUUUUGCGAAUAAUUUGACCGCCACGUUACUUUGUCAUUGGCUUUUCAGUGUUUUCUGGUACGGCUAUAUCAGAAAGCUACAUGAAGUGCAUCCAGUUAUGUGCCGCAUUCAGGCCAAUCCUGAUUAUAGAAAAAGGAUAAUUCGCAUUGAAAUAAAAAAUACGAUCAGGUUUAAAAAUUAGCUUUUCCAGAACUUGUCUUUGUUUUGUUUACUUUUUUCUCGGUCUGUCCCUUUUUUCGUUUUCAGAUUUUCAAGGCCUCCAGCCCGCGCUUCAUGGAAAUAAUACUGUUGGGCGCUACCUUAAUGUACUCAAAGGUAAGCAUUCUCCUUCAUAAUUGUGUCUUUGUAACCUUGUUAUUCCGCUGUCGUUUUUAAGCGUGAUUAUUUGCAUCUAUUUCCAGCUCAUCGUUUCAUACUUCGAACCUACAAGCCUCCGUUGUAUUGCACGACCCUGGUUGCGUCAUAUUGGAUUCGUUCUGGUGUAUGGAUCGUUGGCACUUAAAACCUGGAGGUAUGUGUGCAUUUUCAUUUCGUGAAGUAGUUUUCUAUAGAGAAGUAAACAGGCUCACAAACAAAAGAGUUGGCGAAAGGCAAAAUGAAAGACUAUCAGGAAGACAGGCAAACUGAAGAAACAGCCUGAGCCAAUAGGAGGUUCUCAGCCGUAAAAAGCCAUUAAUCCUUCGCCACCUCAGAUAAAGACAAGCCCAAGGAAAGCGGACAGACAAACAGACGGUCUGUCUCACAAAUAGUAGACAGACAUAUCGAAAGAGGGAUUAACACUAGAAGACUGAUGCUAGUUCUUUGCAGGGUGGCAUUAAUAUUUCAAGUGCGAUCGGCCCAGAGGCUCGCUUUAUCAGACGGGGUGUUGUUGAGACGGUUAGGUCUAUUAGUACUGUUAUACUCUGCUUAUCUCACUGUAUGGACUGCAAUGGCGCCGCCAGACAUUGAAGUGGUGAGGACAUCCGAUGACCUGAAGUUUACGCGCUGUGUAGAGAAUUGGUUUGAUUUUACGGUCAUAUUCGGUAUGUAACUGAUCUAGCGAUGGUUAAUUUCGGACGUCUUUUAUAAAUUUUCCCUUUUUAAAAGCAGUUAUUGUUUUGAUCGUACGCGGUUGUUUUGAACGAACGCACGGUUUGAAUAAAUUAUUUUUGCGCUUGAUGCGCGCUUUGCUUAUGUUUAAUUAUGAUAGGCCAUCUCGUAUUUUUCCAUGUAUAUUAUUAACACGUAAUCACACGAUUUUUCUCGUACAAUUUGGAAUAAACAAGCACUUGUUAAUUUUUUCAAAGACCACAAAUUGCACUCGCCCUACGGGCUCGUGCAAUUUUGUUAGUCUUUAAAAAAAUUUACUCGUGCUUAUUUAUUCCAAAUUGCACUCGAAAUCAUUUAAUAAUACUAAUACGGAUAUGGGGCUUCCCUGUGCGCUCACUUCGCGCGCCAAGAGCUCCGCUUCUAAAAAUGGUCAAUCGAAACCAGAUUCAUAUCGCAAAGAGCCAAUGGGAACACAACACAUUAUAGAUCCUUUAAUCGUUUUGUACAAUCGCACAUUCUGAAUAGUACAAGUGAUCUGAUGAAAUUCAGAUUCUGCCCUGAGAAUGUGAUUCACACUUCACUCACGGUCGUCGCUGUCGUUAAGAAGGUUCUGAUCUUAGCGAGGUUCAUUACAAAAGCGCAAUUCUCUUUUAGCGUCAUAUAAAAAAAUACCGCGCAGCCAGUUCCAAGCGCAGAAAACCAGAGGGAGGAAGUCAAUAAUGUCUUAUUAACUGGUUGAAAAAGUGGUUCGGGUCUUCUCCCAUUAAUGACGAAGGCAAAUCAGGUAAACCCAAAGUUACAUUUAACAUUUCCUCCACUGAAAAAAAAAAAUUUGUUUUAAUCAUGAUUAACGAGUGCAAACCAUUUUCAGCCGGGGACAUUGCGUUGUUGAUUUGGGGAAUGUGGCUUUGUUACAAGAUCAGAAAUGCACCGGCAGCUUAUAACGAGAGCAAGUACAUUAGCUGGGCCAUUUAUAACGCUAUGUUCGUCACCAGUUUCCUUAUGGUGGUCAGGUUUGUGCAAGACUACAUGAAAUACAUUUUGGGGUGUUCUAUUUCCUUGUAACCAAGAGAGUUACAUCACCAGACUGAAACUCCCAUAUAUCGUCAUGUAUAGUCCUCUAUGCAACGAGUCCCUCUCAAGCUUAUGCUAAAUUCCAAACCAAUUGGAGAAAAGCCGCGCGCAAUAUUCGAAAGGCAGAACUGAAAGCAAAAGACCUUCUAUGCAGAUCUCAAAGAUUAACAUAGUCGAAUCUAUCACAUUUAUAAAUGAAUCCCCCAAGCGAUUUUCUUUUAAACUCCAAUUCAUUGAUGAUCUUGAGCAUUACCAGACUGAAAGUCCCAUAUAUGGUCAUAUAUAGUCCUUUAUGCAACGAAUCCCUCUCAAGCUAAUGCCAAAUCCCAGACAAAACGGAGAAAAGCUGCACUCAACAUUUGAAAGAUAGUAACUGAAAGCAAAAGCCACUCCAUGCAGAUCUCAAAGAUUAUCAUCGUCGACAUUUAUAAAUGAAUCCCCCAAGCGUUGUUCUUUUUAACUCCAAUUCAUUGAUGAUCUGCCAAGUCUAACGUGAGUUUCCCUCAUUGUUUGGUUGAGCAUUUUUUUCAGUUUUGAGUUUUGUUCGUCGGCUUGAUAUAUCUCACCAGCUAGUUCAUAAGACUACAACAACUUUUUACAACUCAUUUCCGAAUCUCAGUUCUAACUGUCAAUUUUGCUGCCAUACCAGGAUCACAACGAAAAGAAGAACCAACCCAGAUAUGAUGUAUGCUCUAGACUUUGUUCUGAUUCACAUGGACUGUUCUACUGUGUUAUUUCUGAUGUUCAUCCAUAAGGUAAAGUAAAGCCUGCACUCAAGCCCAUUGGCCAUGACCCAACCACUUACAGCUAACCCCGGUUUCCAUGUAGCAUGAAGCAACUAGGAGCAUAACUACUCCCCACAGGAAGAGAUGCUAGUCCAGAACAUAUAAAAAACAGCGAAAGCUGACGUGUGUAGCUGUCUGGAGAACAUGAGCCUGUCUGAGUUAAGCCUUCUGGCCCACCAAUCACACGGCUUUGUUGCAAAAACUUAAAGGAAAAGUUUAUUUUUCUGAUUUGAAAAAAAAAAAGUAGAGUUUUUGUAUUUGUACAAUUCUCUUUAGGUUCUCCUGUGUACUCCUGCCUAAUGAGUCCUUCUUAGUCACGAUUAAAUGUCCAUAGCAAGGUUACCCUCUAUCUCGAUCAGUCAAAAGAUAAGUCUCUUCUUGUAAAUGCCAACCAGCCUUAUGCUAUACCGUGUGCAUUGUGCGUUUGUUUGGCUAAAAAAUCCACAGUACUUUAAGAAGAUACUAAAAUUGACUUCCAAAUAAAAUUUAAUUUAAACUUAAACGCCCCCAACCCUUAAUUAAUGAAUUAGAACACCGUAUUUUUGUCAAAGUAACGAAGGGCACAAGAUCAAAGACAGGGGAGGAGGUUUGCCGAGCGUUUACAGGAAGUUUUUAGUCUGGAUGUCUUUUAAGUGGCCAAGAUGGCCAACUGUUAUAAGGGAUGUAAGACCACUAUGAGAUUUGAUUUAUUUUCGUCAGAUUGUAGCAUCUUAUGUGCGUAUUUUUCCCUUUCAUUAGUUUUUGUUGUUACGCCAAAUGCAAAAAUCAGUGAAUAACGCUGUUCCGUCAAACAACAACAACAUGCUUGUAUCAGAUGACGAAAUUGUUGUGGAAAGAAUACCUUAUAACCAAGAGGACUUAUUGAUGAAAGAAAACCAAGUAUUGAAGGUAGGACAAUGACACUCCUUUUCUAAGAUGGUCGGAGGUGCAUUGAUCAGAUGGACAGAAUGAAAGUGCGUGCGCUGACUUAAGCGAUUACUUUUUAACGGCUCAGCCUCAUUUUUGGAUCAAUUACCCAUAAACUGGAACUCAUGCUAAUGCAAUGAUUUUUUGGAUCCUGCAUUGGCACAUCUACAUUAAUUACAAUCAAACAGCAGAAAGGAAUUGAUGAAAUAGGAACAAGCCGAAAAAAAAUCAUUUUCCUGUCAUAAAAUCAUCUAAAACAUGUUAAAGGUCACACAAUUGACACUCUCUCUGCAAUUUGGAUUUAAAAGCUUCUUCAGUCCAAUCCGAUACGUACGUAAGAUACGUACGACCGGUCUAAGCGCCAGAGAAGGCGAAUGACUAAAUUGGAACAUUCUAAGUUUGUAUCUGUUAAAAGAUUUCGGCGGACAGGUUGAAAUCCUCUUAGCCACACAAUUUGGUUACUUAAUGACAGUUUACUUUAGAAGAUCAUUAGACUUCUGAAAUAUGUCACACACCGCUGAGUGCGCGGGUAUUUAAAAAACAGACACAGUUUUUAAACCUUCUAAAUAACUCAUCAAGUGAUAUGACUCGACAACGAAGUGAAUUCGUUCGCCCAAAGCUAUUUAUCCUUUUAGCAGGUUGCGAGGAUUUCUUUCUCUAAAACAACUGAAAAUCAUCGUGAAGCAAAUGCAAUGCAAAAUCUAACUAGACAUUUGAGGGAAAAAUGCUUUAUUUGUUCAUCUUCCUCUAUAGACGGAUGCGACUAAAUUGUUAGUCUAAGUUUACUAUGAAACAAAUAUUUACUUUUCUGAAAAGGACGAGAUGCGGCGACUGAGUGAAAAACUAGCUGUUCUUCAGUCUCGCCUGAUGACAGAUGACAACCAUCCAGUAGAUAGUAUAACUUCUCGCCGACGACAGCGAGCUUUCACCGCACCUGUUAAAGAAACAGGAGGUGAUCUGAAAGCAAAACGACUGCCAUUACAGCUGCCACUAUCACAGCUGCCGCCAUCACAGCUACCUCACUGCCAACGAGACAAGGAAAAGUCCUCCAAGAAUCUGAUGUCCAACGUUAAUGAAAGCCAGGAAGCGAGUUUUCCACAGGAGCUGAAUCAGGCAUCAUCUUCAACAUCAUCGCUCAGUUCGAUUUCCGUGCAUAGCAGAGAGGUUUCCCAGAAAAACGCAUCUGAUUCUCAGUAA
Pocillopora meandrina is the source of this 9304-nucleotide messenger RNA. The record is from the annotation of a GenBank genome assembly. Lineage: Eukaryota; Metazoa; Cnidaria; Anthozoa; Scleractinia; Pocilloporidae.